AUGUCUGCCUUAUUUAUAGAAACGAAAACUCGAGGAUCUAUCAAGUGGCUUCCCAAGUCUCCUAAGUUGCAUGGCAGUCAUAAUUGGAGUUCCCAGGGCACUCGCUGGGCAUCUCUGAAGGGCAAGGAGAGUACUCAUGGCGAUAGUCUAUACAAAUUCAGUUCAACCAAUGAAAAAUGGAAAGACGGAAGAAUCAGUCCUGAGCAAGAAGCUGAGGAGCUGGAGGAUCCUGAUGAGGAUGAGCCUAUAUCCAAAUUCUCUGGGAGUCUCUUUGAUACUUGCGAUCCCAUCCGAGAUCAAAGAAAUGCGAGAGUUGCUUUUCAAGAGAGACAGAAGGCAGCAACGAAGGUGAAACCUUUUCCAGUGCUCAGUAAUAAGCACUCAGUUCCAGCUGCAGCCCCAAAAGAAGGCAACAGAAGGUUUUCAAAGGAAACCAAAGAGCAAAUCCCAAGAACUGCAGGUGCCAGUGAGCCACCCUUGAAGGAUACCCUUACUUCAGAACCCAGCACACCUGAUUCUGUUUCUCUACCAUCAUCUAAAAGUGGGUCUUUCCAGACAGCAAACCAUGUUAUAAUGAUACCUCGAAUCAUCCUGACACGCCCUUCCACUUCCGAUGAAGAUGCUGACCAAUUAGCACAAGACCCUGAUGACUCUGAGCCUGAAGAAACAGACAACAUUGAAAGCCAUUUCUAUUCAGACUGUUUAAACCAUGCUUUUAACCCUCCUUAAUAAAGUAUUCUCUUUAGGGGGAAACAAAGGCUUCAUGGUAAUUCUUGCUGUUAUGAAUGUGGUACAUUAUCUGCACUGCCUUAUUAGAAGUUUAAACUAAUAAAAUGGAGUUGAAUUUUGACAGACAAGAAAAAUCUAUCAGUGUUCCAGUUUCCCUCAAACUUUACUUGGGCUGUGAUUUCCAAAGCUGAAGAACAGCCAUCUGCAAACAAUUACUUUUGCCAAAGGUACCGAUGAAGAGAUUUUUUUAAAAAUCACUUCUUAAGUACAUUUUAAUAAGAUCAUUGUUGUCAUGCAGAGAACACCUUAUUUUUAUCAGAAGGGGGAAAGAAAAGUACAAUUUAAACGUUGGCAGGGUGUCAUAUCCCUAUUUUCUGUAUCAGACAACUAAUAUACCUGAACUAAAUGCUUAUCUUUGAUUUGAAUGUUACCUUUUAUGGUCAGUUUCUAUCUGAAUAAAAUAUUAUUUUUCAGUUAAAUCAA
Euleptes europaea (tarantolino) is the source of this 1212-nucleotide messenger RNA. RefSeq lists its product as uncharacterized. The transcript has 5 exons. The record is from RefSeq and is a predicted model, not a curated record. NCBI's taxonomy places the organism in Eukaryota, Metazoa, Chordata, Lepidosauria, Squamata, Sphaerodactylidae. Bases 1 to 729 code for a protein of 242 amino acids.